Messenger RNA from Galleria mellonella (greater wax moth), 4061 nucleotides. It is a transcript of the gene sw, whose product is annotated as cytoplasmic dynein 1 intermediate chain. The coding region runs from base 299 to 2401 and encodes 700 amino acids. Gene Ontology annotation, molecular function: dynein heavy chain binding; dynein light chain binding. The transcript has 16 exons. Gene Ontology annotation, cellular component: cytoplasmic dynein complex. The record is from RefSeq and is a predicted model, not a curated record. Gene Ontology annotation, biological process: transport along microtubule. NCBI's taxonomy places the organism in Eukaryota, Metazoa, Arthropoda, Insecta, Lepidoptera, Pyralidae.
CCAGUAGUAAAAUUUUUCUUAAGUGAUUUUGUUGACCCAGUGCGAUUUAUUUUUCUUCGCGUGAAAUUAAUGAUUCAUAACUGUUAUUAACAAUUAUUUAAUGAAAAUCUGUAUUGUUUAGUGAAUAGAAAAUAUAUAUUUAAGCACUUUUUUUAUAAAUAGACAAUAAAUUCAUUCCCUAAUGUUCAAUCCCGUUAUCCAUAUUUUGCCGUUGCCACGUUCUUUCACCAAUAAAUUUAUAUAAAAAAAUGAAUAAUAUCUUUUAGUAUCCAUCAUAAAAAAUAACAAAGAAGCAACCAUGUCAAGUAUGUCUGACCGGAAAGCAGAGUUGGAACGUAAGAAAGCUAAACUACAAGCUCUUCGUGAAGAGAAAGACCGUCGCCGCAGGGAGAAAGAACAAAAAGAUGCUGAAGAGGCAUUGCAACGUGCCACCACGGCGUCCAGUCUGGACAGCCGCCGGGACCUGGAUGAGAUGCUGUCAUCGCUGGGCGUGGCGCCCGUCAAGGAUGUGCUCUCGUCCCUGUCCUCUAUGACAUCACUGACCCCUCCACAGACCGCCUCACCUGAUGUCAGUCUGCCACAUACUGACAAAUCCAGCCUACCAGUACAUGGUGGACCGAAGAAGCCUCUUGCAUUACAAGUGGUAUCGGUCCAGUCUACUGACAUCCCUCCUAAAGAAAACGUCACAUACGCCAAGCAAACACAAACAACCACAUCGGGCGUCACCGAAUUGCGAGAUGGCUGCUCUUCCAAUGCAUCACCGCUUGCAGGAUACAUGGAGGACUGGUGGCGGCCGCGCAAAGCACACGCAACAGACUACUACGAUGAGUACAAUCUAAACCCGGGUUUAGAGUGGGAGGACGAGUUCACAGUGCUUACAUUCGACGGCGACGGCGCUCGGCAAGGCGACGAUGAGGAGGCCGCCUUCCACGGGAAGCUCCCGCCUGGCAUCCUGCCGCACGGACUGCCCACCGUUAAGGAAGUGCAACCGGCCGUCACCGCCGCGCCACAGGAGAAAAAGGAAGAGGAGAAGGAGAAGAAAGUGCGCGAGCUGAGCGCGGACGAGAAGCAGACGAUCCUGCUGUCGUCGGAGUUCCAGAGGUUCAUGAGCCGCGCCGGCCGCGUCAUCGAGCGUGCGCUCGCCGAGUCCGUCGACAUCUACACCGACUACACCGGCGGCGGCGACAACGAGAACGCGCUCGACGACAAGUCGGACGGGCGGCUGUCGCUGGUGCGCACGUUCUGGGACGAGCGCUGGUCGCGCGGACGCUGCGUGACGUGCCUGGACUGGUCGGCCGCGCACCCCGAGCUGCUGCUGGCCGCCUACCACAACAGCGACGACGCGCCGCACGACCCCGACGGCGUCUGCCUCGUCUGGAACACCAAGUUCAAGAAGACCACGCCCGAGGACGUCUUCCACUGCCAGUCGCCUGUCAUGAGUGCCACCUUUGCCAGGUUCCACCCGAACCUGAUCCUUGGAGGCACUUACUCCGGUCAGAUCGUGCUAUGGGAUAAUCGCAUACAGAAGCGAACGCCCGUACAACGUACUCCUCUCUCCUCUUUAGCGCACACGCACCCAGUGUACUGCCUGUCGGUGGUGGGCAGCCAGAACGCGCACAACCUGAUCUCGGUGUCGACGGACGGGCGGCUGUGCUCGUGGUCGCUUGAUAUGCUGUCGCAGCCGCAGGACACGCUCGACCUGCAGCAUCGACAGUCCAAGGCCGUCGCCGUCACCUCUAUGGGCUUCCCGCACGGUGACGUCAACAACUUUGUGCUCGGCAGCGAGGAUGGCAACGUUUAUACCGGCUGCCUGUACGGGCAGCGCGCGGGCGUGGCGGAGGCGGUGGAGGCGCACGCGGGCGCCGUGACGGGCGUGGCGUGCCACGCGGCCGCCGGCGCCGUCGACCUGGCGCACCUCUACCUCACCAGCUCCGUCGACUGGAGCGUCAAGCUGUGGAGCCUCAAGGAGCCCAAGCCGCUCUACUCGUUCGAGGACAGCGGCGACUACGUCGUCGACGUGCGCUGGUCGCCCGCGCACCCGGCGCUCUUCGCCGCCGCCGACGCCUCGGGCCGCCUCGACCUCUGGAACCUCAACCGCGACACCGAGGUGCCGGUGGCGUCGGUGCAGGCGGAGGCAGGCGUGGCCUUCAACCGCGUGUCGUGGACGCCCAGCGGCUCGCACGUGUGCGCGGGCGACGACGCCGGCAAGAUAUGGGUCUACGAGCUCGCCGAGCACGUGUGGCAGCCGCGGCACGACGAGUGGAGCAAGCUGGUGUACACGCUGCAGGAGCUGCGCCACAACCAGGCCGACGACGACGACCGCCUCGGCCUCGCGCUGGCGCCCAGCGGCCCGCCCUCGCUCACCAGCCUCACCUCGCUCGCCAGCAACCCGCUCAGGUAACUGGCCUGGGACGUGAGAUGCGGCUGGCGACUUUAACAUCACACACGACCUUACAUACUCGUCUUUUUACCCACUACACAAGGGAAUAACCUCACUCGGACUAGACGUAAAUUAGUAGCUUAAACUAGUCUUUGAUAAGCACCAGCGCUCUGCAGCCUCAAAGAGGUCCUGUGUGCUGCGCCACCUUUUCUUUUCAUUCAUUCAUCUUUCCUACAGUACUUAGAUACCAAUAUCAUUAUUAAAUUUAAUAAAAAAAAUUGACUAUGAUAUUCAACGACAGUUUUUAGGUCUAAUUUCUCAAAGAUUAUAGUAAUAUAAAAUUUUUUGAAAGAAUGCAAGUAUUACAUAGGUAAAAAAUAGGGUGGAUUCUAAGACCAUUUCUUUAAACUUAUCUUUUAAAGUUUGAUAGCUUCGCAACAUUGCUGUUUUAUUGACCAUCGUAAACUAAAUUUCUAAUAAUUUUGACUGACAUCUAUUAGAAACUUAGUCCAUAUUGGUUUGUAGAAUAAAAAUAUCGAUGCAAUAUUAAAUUGUAUGUUUAUUAUAGAGAUAGGUUUAAAGAAAUAGCGUUUAGGAAUCAACUCCUUUAUCUCUCUUACAAAGAAACACAAAUAAAUUGAUUCGGCUGCUAAAUAAUAUGUGAAAAUCUAUGGAUAUGACAUAAAAUGUCAAAUUAGCUUGAUUUUUUAGGGAAGGAAAUUUGUUGAUAAUGUAUAAAAACAGUUGAUGUACAAUAAUUAAAAAAAUAAACUGAGACUGUUGAUGCACUGUCUACACAGGACAAUGCACAAAAUAACGAAAUUGAACUUGAAAUUUAGAGAGCUCGAGUGUUUACAACAUAUUUAAACUGAUUAUGAAGAUGUUAAAGAGAUUUUGAUUAGGGAGAGAUUGAGUAAAAAUAUCUUACAACAAAAUAUUUAUGGUUAGCUGGAACAAAUAUGUUAAUAUGUAUCUAUGUGUUUAAAGCUUAGCUUCGUACAAACUUGAUCAAUACUAUUUUAUGAAGUUAUUUAAUUGAAUAUUGAAUUUAUUGAUAGAUAAUUGCAUUUAUAUCAGCGUAUCUAUCUUUAUCGGACAAAAUAUGUUAAGUCCAUAAUUGUGAAUGUUGCAGUGUAAUACAAUGCAACUUAUAAUGUCCCUUAUUCGUAUUUCUAGAAAUCAAUAAUAUCUGAUCAAAAAAAUAAACUAUGGAAUAGAAGUUGAGCAAUGACGGGGAACGGUGUUGAAGAAGUGACUACACAUUUUAAUCGAGUCUUAUAUAUGUAUGAAAAGAAAAAAAUGGACUGGCAGCGAAUACUAGAUUUGUGUGGAGUGGCGAAAUUGCUAGAUAGGAUGUUGGUUAAAGGUGCAGAUAAAAUAAGGUUACGAAUGUUAUUGGCAAUUAUAUUACUGAUAGAAAGAGAACCGCUAUUAACAUGACUAAAAGAGGUGCAGAUAUUUUAUUUUUCUGUGCAGAUGUUAAGUUAGAAUAAGUUUUCUGUUAUAAAGGUGUAUGUAAUUAUUGUAACACUGUUUAGUCAUUAAUUCGUUUUACAUUUAUAUUUAUACGAAAUGUACUGGAUAUAUUUAUUAAAAGACAGGUUACUUAGUAUUAUAAUAAUAGUAUUGCAGAUAGUGUUCUGUGCUUUAACAUCAAUGAAAUAAAUGCUUAAUAAAUUGA